Molecule: messenger RNA, 660 nt
Organism: Emiliania huxleyi CCMP1516
Lineage: Eukaryota; Haptophyta; Isochrysidales; Noelaerhabdaceae
Gene: Lhcf74
Product: light harvesting protein
Exons: 6
Coding region: 1-660 (219 amino acids)
Source: RefSeq, a predicted model, not a curated record
AUGCUGGUCACGCCUUCCGCUGCCUUCCGCUCGCCGGGAGCGAUUCCGCACCACGCGGCAGCGGUGCGUCGCGUCUCGUCGGUCAUGCAGGAGGACGAUGCCCCGGCGCCAGCGCCGAUGCCGGCUGCCAAGAAGUCGAUGGAAAUGGACUAUGAGAGCAGCGGCUUCAUCAAGCUGAGCGAGGCGGCGCGCACCAAGCUCGACCAGGCGAGACGAAAGCUCAACCCGACGAUCGGCUUCUGGGACCCGCUCGGCAUCGUCGACGACGCCUCGCCCGAGACCAUCGGCUGGCACGGCCGCGUGGCGAUGGCGGGCUUCGUCGGCUACUGCCUCCAGUCCAACGGGGUCCACUUCCCCUGGGGCAUCCAGGGCCACUUCGCCAGCUGCGACCUGCCCGCCGUGUGCCAGUUCGCCGGCUACGACCUGCCCGCCGUGUCGUUUGGCGACAUUGCCGCCGCGGGCGGGCCGGCCGACCAGUGGGACGCGCUGCCCACGGCGGGCAAGGCGCAGAUUCUCCUGGUGAUCGGCUUCCUCGAGAUAGACACGUCCACAGGCGAGACGUCGGCCGCGCUCGAGAUGGACGGCCAGAAGCACUACGUGCGCGGCGGCAAGCCCGGCGACCCUCGUAGAUGCUCCGAGGGGCGGUUUGGGCACCCAUAG